Messenger RNA from Gallus gallus (chicken), 1013 nucleotides. It is a transcript of the gene PRAP1L, whose product is annotated as acidic proline-rich protein PRP25-like. Lineage: Eukaryota; Metazoa; Chordata; Aves; Galliformes; Phasianidae. The record is from RefSeq and is a predicted model, not a curated record. The transcript has a single exon. Bases 269 to 982 code for a protein of 237 amino acids.
CUGCCAGCCGCCGCCCCGGGGACAGCCAGCUCCCCCCGGCGCCCACAGCCCGGUGUCAAGUAACGGGACGUUGAACUGCCGUCUUUCCAGGGCGAAUUACACUCGUGGGUCCCCCCCCUCCACCACCGCGGCUGCCGGCGGGCGCUCCGCCCGGCGGGGCGGGGAGAGGCUCUGCCUCCACACCGCUCGGCCCCGGCUUCGGGGCGGGGAGCGCGGCGGCUCCGCCCGGGGUUGCUGGGGGGGACGAAAAGCCCCGCAGGGCCCGGGGAUGGACGGCAGCGUCCGCCGGGCAGAGCGGGGCGGGGCGGGACACGUUCGAUCCCUUUCUCACCGCCGAGCGCCCAUCCCCGCGGCCGGAACGCAGCGGAGCGGCACCGAACGCCGCUCGGCGGCCCCGCCCCGCCCCGUUCCAUCGCGGCAAUCGAUCCGCGCGGAGGAAAGGGGCGUCCGGGGGCGGCUCCUCGGGCAAACGCCGCCGAAAGGCGGGGAGAGAAAAGCCCCCCUCCUCGUCCCCGUCGUUCCUCACCUGAGGCGAUGGGAACGGAGCCCCCGGGACGGCCGCGGCGCCGCGUCCCCUCCGCUCGGCGGCGCGGGGUUCCCUCAGCCGCCCCCGCCCGGCACGCGCCCGACCGACGGCCGUCCUCGCGCCGCGCGGCCUCGAGGGAAAACCGCUCGUUUGCUUCUGCAAAACGGCCGCAGCGCGCGGGACGCAGCUCGGGGCGCUCCGCCUCAGCGGGAGCGGGGAGCCGGGAACGCCGCGCGGCCCCGACCGCCCCACCGCCUGCAGCGCUGCUGCCGCGCUCGGCUCGGCGCGGAGCGGGGUUGGCGCCUCGCUGAUGCGACCUGUUCGAUUUACCGUUGUCUGAGAGCAAAAGGUGGCUCGAAAUUCCUGACCGUUCGCACCGAGAAGCCGGCGGGCUCCGGGUACGGCUGCCACACGGGCACCGCGGAACCGUCGCGGUCAAACAGGAGCGCGUUCUAAAGAUAGCGAGUCCGGGAGGCGUUCAGACUCC